AUGGCUCAUCCGGGGAGAAGAGGCUACGAUAACCGGGAGAUAGUGCUGAAGUACAUCCACUAUAAACUCUCGCAGAGGGGAUACGACUGGGCUGCCGGCGAGGACAGGGCACCCCUGCCUCCAGGUCUCUCUCCUCCGCCUGCUGCUGCUGCGGUUGCUGCUGCUGCUGGGACUUCCUCUGAUCACACUGGGCUGGUGUCUCCGCACCCCGAGCCCCCCGGCUCGGCUGCUGCUAGCCACGCACCCCCGGCCGAGGGGCUGCGCCCUGUUCCCCAGGUCGUCCACCUCACCCUGCGCCAGGCAGGGGAUGAGUUCUCCCGCCGCUACCAGAGGGACUUUGCCCAAAUGUCCGGCCAGCUGCAUCUGACGCCCUUCACGGCCAGGGGCCGCUUUGUGGCGGGGGGGGGGGGGGUCUUUCGCGGGGUUAACUGGGGCAGGAUCGUGGCCUUCUUCGAGUUCGGUGGCGUGAUGUGCGUGGAGAGCGUCAACCGGGAGAUGUCUCCUCUCGUGGACAGCAUCGCUGCCUGGAUGACUGAGUACCUGAACCGGCACCUGCACAACUGGAUCCAGGACAACGGAGGCUGG
Molecule: messenger RNA, 585 nt
Organism: Antrostomus carolinensis (chuck-will's-widow)
Lineage: Eukaryota; Metazoa; Chordata; Aves; Caprimulgiformes; Caprimulgidae
Gene: BCL2
Product: BCL2 apoptosis regulator
Exons: 1
Biological process (GO): release of cytochrome c from mitochondria; extrinsic apoptotic signaling pathway in absence of ligand; negative regulation of apoptotic process
Cellular component (GO): mitochondrial outer membrane
Molecular function (GO): BH domain binding
Source: RefSeq, a predicted model, not a curated record